Molecule: messenger RNA, 1200 nt
Organism: Lasiodiplodia theobromae
Lineage: Eukaryota; Fungi; Ascomycota; Dothideomycetes; Botryosphaeriales; Botryosphaeriaceae
Product: Monooxygenase FAD-binding protein
Exons: 1
Coding region: 1-1200 (399 amino acids)
Molecular function (GO): FAD binding
Source: RefSeq, a predicted model, not a curated record
AUGUCUUCGCCCAAGAUUGCCAUUAUCGGUGCUGGUCCCGGUGGCCUCACUCUGGCACGUAUUCUUCACGUCAAUGGCAUUCCCACAACAAUAUUCGAGAAGGACCCUGAUCGCAAAUUCCGCCACACGGCAGGAGGUUGCCUCGACCUCCAUGAGCACUCGGGCCAAAAGGCCCUCCGUGAAGCGAACCUGUUCGAAGAGUUCCAAAAGCACGCUCGCUACGACGGCGAGGCUCUCAUCCUGACGGACAGGUUCGGCAAAGAGCACGUCAACGUCAAAGGCAUCGACACGGGCCGCCCCGAGAUCGACCGCCCCGUCCUCAGGCAAAUGCUGCUCGACUCGCUGCCAGAAGACUACGUCCGCUGGGGCCACAGCCUCAAGCGCGUCGAGGCCGACGGCACGCUGCACUUCGAGCACACGACGGAGCGCGGCUUCGACCUCGUGGUGGGCGCCGACGGCGCGUGGUCCAAGGUGCGGCAGCUGCUCAGCACCAUCCCGCCCUUCUACUCGGGCAUCACGGGGCUGGAGUGGUGGCUGCACGAGCCGGACCGCACGCACCCGCAGCUGUCGGCCGCGCUGGGCGACGGGUCGUACUUUGCCUUCGGCGACGAGGAGGGCCGGUGCCUGGGCAGCCAGCGCCAGGGCGACCGCAGCGUGCGCACCUACGCCUUCCUGCGCAAGCCCGAGUCGUGGAUCCGCGACUGCGGCGUCGAUUGGCAGGACCGCGACGCGGCGAAGAAGUUCCUCCUGGAAAGCGAGUUCGCGACGUGGCCGCAGAAGCUGACAGACGUCAUCGGCGCGUGGGAGGAGGGCGCCAUCAUCCCCCGUCCGCUGUACAUGCUGCCCGUCGGCCUCAGGUGGCCGCACCAGAAGGGCUUCACGCUGCUGGGCGACUCGGCCCACUUGAUGACGCCCUUUGCCGGCGAGGGCGUCAACGCCGCCAUGUGGGAUGCGAUGGACCUGGCCGAGGCCAUCAUUGCAAGCCGCUCGGAUCUGGACGCCGCGGCUUGGUCGUACGAGAAGAAGAUGUUCCCCCGCGCGGAGAAGAUCCAGCAGAUGACGUGGGAUAGCUUGCGCAGCCGCUUCGACCGCGGAGGCGUGGCACACUUGAAACAGCGGUUUACGUUCUUGAUGGAAAUGAGGAAGAAUGGAGAGAGGGUGAAGGACGGCGGUAUCGGUUCAGAGGUGAGCGCUGAGUGA